This is a messenger RNA of Penicillium odoratum, 780 nucleotides long. Its product is annotated as class I SAM-dependent methyltransferase. The transcript has 4 exons. Gene Ontology annotation, molecular function: S-adenosylmethionine-dependent methyltransferase activity. Lineage: Eukaryota; Fungi; Ascomycota; Eurotiomycetes; Eurotiales; Aspergillaceae. The coding region runs from base 1 to 780 and encodes 259 amino acids. The record is from RefSeq and is a predicted model, not a curated record.
AUGCCCCCCAAACCAGGCCGCCUCGCAUCCAUUCUCCGUCCGUGGGAUAUGAUUUGGCUUUCUAUUUGCCUACACUGGGAAGCAUUGACGCAAGCGAUUCGGCGAGACGGCCUCGCAGCACUUGGCCGUCCAGGAGAAAUUCGAGAUGCCGCCUCAGCAAAGUUGUUCAGCCUAACCUCUGGCAAUUUCAUCGCUUACGAAGACACAACCAUUGUUCCCUCGCUUGUCAAAACCGCCAGGGGCGUUAUUCUCGAAUUGGGCCCUGGGCCAGGCAAUCAGAUUCAUCGUUUCGAUACUUCUCUUGUUAAGCAUGUCUAUGGUGUUGAGCCUAACCCCAACUUUAAAGAUGUGAUUGAUAUCAAAUUGGACAAGCAUGGUCUGCGAGAGAAGUAUGAGCUUAUAGUGUGUGGUGUUGAAGAUAGUGAUGUUCUGAGAGAAGGGGGGAUCACGGAGGGGAGCUUGGAUGCUGUGCUAUGUAUCCAGGUGUUGUGUGCGGUGAAUGAUCCCAAGAACGUGAUGAAAGAGGUGUGGAAGCUGCUUAAACCCGGAGGCAAGUUCAUUUUUUGGGAACAUGGAUGGAGUCGAGACCGGUUGACGAAUGUAGCGCAAGCUUGCUGGAAUCCUGCUUGGAGCACUUUUGUUGGAUGUAAUCUGACACGGAAUGUGUUGGGGGAUAUUCUUAGCUGUGGGGAGUGGGAGAAUCCGCAUGAGAUCGAAGAACCUGAAGAGCCGUUUAGUUUGUUGCCUAGAAUUCAGGGUGUGCUUGUCAAGAAAGCCUAG